CGGAGACGGUAGCAUAUCAAAUGGAUGACAAAAUGUUACAGGAAGACUCGGAAAAUUCAUGUAGCUCAGAUUCUGGCAUGGAAGAAUGUGGAACAAGUCCGAUAUCAAAUGCUUCUUCGAACGGAACAACUUCGCCUACGUCAUCAUAUGAGAUGGACCUUCCAAAAUCCUUCAUACCAUUCCGACCUCAAAUUAUUACACCUUCCGAAAGUUCAGCAUUUAGUAAAAUAAGUAAAUUAGCUAGUUCGACUCAACAUUCAGCAGUGUUUCCAUCUUUACCCUUUGGUGCACCCCCUCCGUUUGGAUAUUUUCCUGGCUUAUUCAUACCUCCAUGGACAACUGAAACAACCGAUUACCAAGCUCUCUUGGCUCAUAGUAAAUAUAAUUCGACUGCUGAAGACCAAAAAGACAGUGAACUCACAACGAACGCGUUUACUGAAGUGAACACGUCCAUCCCUUUUACAAACUAUUUUCAGAACUUAACAAGGCUUUUGAAAAAGACAGAGAGUACAGAAAACCGACACGAAACCGACGAAGUUAUCAAUGAACCCGGUGAAAUAACGCACAGAAAUAAAUCGGACAGGCCAGAGUUAUAUAAAGAAGCACUUUCCUCUAGCAGACAGAUUCAUUACACCGAAGAUUGCAAUCAAAAUGAAACACCAAAUAAAACUAACAUUGCUAUUCCACCGGCACCAUUUUUCCCGAGUGGACAAGCUUUAUCAAUGUCUCAACUUCUCGGUUCUUCUCCGUAUUUACAAACUCCUGCAACACAAGUUCCCCAAUUGUCACCCAACGCACAGAUGAUGCAGUAUUUCGGUGGUAUUCAGCCUCAUGCAAGUUUACUUCACCCAGCAUUACUCCACAUGGCAGGACUUAGAAGUCGACGAAUCAAUGCAGAGAAACCUCCACCAAUUAAAAAGUACAAAUGUGAUGUGUGUGGAAAGGCAUUUUCCAGAAGCAAUACUUUAGUUACACACAAGCGAAUCCAUACAGGAGACAAACCCUUCAAAUGUGAAGUUUGUGGACGAGCUUUCAGACAACCAGGAAAUCUCACGAGACAUCGUCUGACGCAUACAACAGUCAAACCAUACGUCUGUCCAACAUGCAACAAAGCAUUCAACAGAGCAUCUAAUUUGCAUACGCAUAUGCGCACUCAUACCAACUUCAAACCAUUUACCUGUCCGUAUUGUGGAAAAGGUUUUCAUCAAAAGAUUGACAUGAAAAUUCAUUGCUACACUCAUACUGGUGAAAGACCACAUAGAUGCGAUAUCUGCGGUAAAGGGUUCACUUUAAUCAGCACCCUCAAUGCUCACCGACGAAUACACACUGAACACAUGCCGGUACCCGAAUAGAUGCCUUGGACCAAUACAUAAAUCAGUCCCAGAAGAUGCAUAAUAUCAACACUGCAUGGACUACCGAUACAUUGUUCGGAGACAAAUACAUACAUAGCAUGGAUAAUAGCGACCGGAUAAAUAUUUUUUUUCUAAACAGUUUUUUAUGUGGUAUAUUGCUCAGAAAAAGACUAGUCAGAAUGUGAGAACUCAUUUACCAGCUUUGAAAUUGUAUCAUUCAUUAUUUUAUUUUGUACAUGUUGUGGAAACAAGGGGAAGAAUGAUCCUUUUCGUGAAAUUUAAUUUAUUCUUUUAAAGUUGUAUAACAAUAUGAAAACUAUGCUAGUGUACAUAUAACGAAAAAGUACAAAAGAUAUAUAUACAGUGUUUCAUAUAAGUUAAAGUAGUUAAUUCACUUCGUUACUCAAUGAAUAUAGGGCUCUCAUGUUUCUAACCUUAAUAAAUCAUGUUUCGUUCUCAAAAACAAACGACUGGUAGUAUUUAUUGUUAAGUUUUAUUUUUUCUAAUUUUGUGUGCGUAAUUUAUGGUAUUGUGCAAUGUUAUUGUUAAGUUGUAAUGAAUAAAUGUGCUAUUAAAA
Messenger RNA from Mytilus californianus (California mussel), 1929 nucleotides. RefSeq names its product fez family zinc finger protein erm-like. Lineage: Eukaryota; Metazoa; Mollusca; Bivalvia; Mytilida; Mytilidae. The transcript has 4 exons. Gene Ontology annotation, molecular function: DNA-binding transcription factor activity; RNA polymerase II cis-regulatory region sequence-specific DNA binding. Gene Ontology annotation, biological process: regulation of transcription by RNA polymerase II. Bases 21 to 1352 code for a protein of 443 amino acids. The record is from RefSeq and is a predicted model, not a curated record.